AUGGCCAAGAAGCUUGAACUCGCCACAAAGCAUGGCGCUCGGGCGGUCAUUUUCUACCAGGAUACUCCUGAGGGCAUUUCCACCGGCGAUGCAGUCAAUUCGGCACGGGACAUCGGAAAGGUUGUGCCAGCCGGCAUCACGACUAGGGAAAAUGGCCUCAAGUGGAUCGAGUCGCUCAAAAGGAACCGAACGGUCCACAACAUUAUCGCUGAGACCAAGCAAGGUGAUCCCAACAAGGUCAUCAUGGUUGGAGCGCACCUGGACUCCUUCCCGGGUGGUCCCGGCCUGGAUGAUAAUGCUUCUGGCUCAGCUGCAGUGCUACAGGUCUUGCAGUGUUUUGCCCAACACCAGAAUAUCACAAACAAGGUGCGAUUUGCAUGGUGGGGGGCUGGAAAGGCUGGCCAAGCCGGCUCUCGUCACUACGUAUCCAAGCUUAGCGACGAGGAAGCGAGGAAAAUCGCAUUCUACUUCAACUUCGAUCAGAUGGGAACCCCCCACCCGAAUUAUACAGUCCAUGCGAACAACGACGCCGACCUUUACGGCGCGACUGUGCUCUUCGAGCAGCUGCAGAAGCAGGGAGUUGUUCCUCAAGUGUCCAACUUCACCACCGAGUCCGACCACAUCGGCUUCGUCGAGCGCGGCAUACCCACCUGCGGGAUAUCUACGGGCAACACUGCAGGUCGUGACGAUUUGCCGCUCCACGUUUCGGACAACUGGGGAAAUGUCGAACGGAGAACGCUCAAGCGAUCCAUCAGAGCGGCAGCGGUAGCUGUGGCCCAGUUGGUGUUGAGCAAGGGCCCCAUCCCCCGACCUGACGCAUUUCACUUGAACACAACCCGCAUUAGCAAGUAUAGGUAG
Molecule: messenger RNA, 858 nt
Organism: Purpureocillium lilacinum
Lineage: Eukaryota; Fungi; Ascomycota; Sordariomycetes; Hypocreales; Ophiocordycipitaceae
Source: RefSeq, a predicted model, not a curated record